Messenger RNA from Psammomys obesus (fat sand rat), 663 nucleotides. RefSeq lists its product as uncharacterized. The record is from RefSeq and is a predicted model, not a curated record. The transcript is spliced from 3 exons. Bases 1 to 663 code for a protein of 220 amino acids. NCBI's taxonomy places the organism in Eukaryota, Metazoa, Chordata, Mammalia, Rodentia, Muridae.
AUGUCGCAGGCAACAUCUUCCAAGGGGGGGGGGCUAGGGAGGAAAGAGAACAAGGCAAGAGACUCCAGCCUUGUCUUUGAAAGGAGGGCACUCUGGGCUUGCUCUGUUUUCAUAAGCUUAAGGAGACAACACAGAUCUUCUCAGAAAAAUAUAAGCAAGCAGGUGAGUUUCCAGCCUUCCCCGAGGCGGAGAAGGACUCCGGGCUGCCAAGAAGGCGGCUUCGCUCAGCCGCCAGCCUCCUUGGGCUACUUAAGACUGUCUUCCAGCCCCUCCUCCUGCUUCUGCCCCGAGCCUGCCCGGAGGGCUCAACUUCCCAACAAGCCGGGCAGGGUCGGGAGGCUGAGGGUAGCCUGGGCUCCCCCGGAGCCCCUCGCUCUCCGCACAGGCGAUCAGUUUAGCAGGACUAAGUGCGGCUGGCACGGCGCAGGCGGCGACAACUUGCCCGGCUGGACUUUGGUGCUAGGAACUGGGACAACAGAGUGUAGCCGCCCUCACCGAGGCCGGAGCGCAGCUGCCCACCACCCAGCGUGCCAGCAAUGGCUGGGAGCUUCUUCUCGCCCACGGGCGGCCCGCGCGCAGCCGACCCGGGGCCGGCCCUUGGCGGCGCGGCGGCGCGAUCGUCCCACGGGCGACCCCCGAGGCUCGCGGGCCAACUCUCCCUAA